Molecule: messenger RNA, 851 nt
Organism: Lactuca saligna
Lineage: Eukaryota; Viridiplantae; Streptophyta; Magnoliopsida; Asterales; Asteraceae
Source: the annotation of a GenBank genome assembly
AUGCAUGUCAACCAUUGUACUACUAUAAAAAGGCUGAUGGCAUCUGUAUAUUGCAGUUAUCUCUUUUUCAAAACACAAGUGGUUUCUUUGGAAUACCUAAGAGAUGGCUCAAACAGCAAAUCUUAUUGGACAGGUAGAGAUAAAUUCAGUGGUCAAAGAGGUGAUGUUGGAUCCACCAUUUGCUGGAACUUUACCAAUGAUGGGAAACCGCAAGCUUCAAAACAAAUAAUUGAAGCAGUAGACGAGAAAAACCACAAAAUAGUGUUCAAGGUAAUUGGAGGAGAAUUAGUUGAGAUAUACAAGACCUUCAAAAUAAUAUUUCAUGUUGAAGAAAAAGGUGGUAAAAGAUUUGCCAUUUACACCUAUGAGUUUGAGAAGCCAGAUACAGAUGUACCAUAUCCAACUUCGCUGAUGGACUUUAUGACUACUAUUCUCAAAGAGAUGGACGAGAAUGCCAGCCGUAAAUAGAUCCCUAAGUCCUUAAGCAUAUGAAGGAAUAUACGCAGUUACACAUGUGUGCCUUUAGUUAAUAAAAGUAUGAAGUAUUUAAUAAAUAAAAGUUUGGCAUGGAUGGCUGCUUCUCGCAUGUUUGUUGUAUUCGAGGUUUGAAACUACUCUAAUAAUAUGAUAUUAUGUACUAAUUCAGGAUUUCCUUCCUUUUUUUUCUUGUUUUAGUGGAGUUGCCACAAAAACCUUCUUAUUAGCAAAAAUAUUCGAUUUUAUAUUAAAUCUAUUUUUAUGUUCAUUAAUUAAGUGUGAGAGUCGUGUAUUAUAUGAGUUCAUUACACAUAAAAAUUUAAUAUCAAUAUAUAAACAUUAAAUAUUUUAUAAAGUAAUGUUUUACAUAACAG